Molecule: messenger RNA, 1941 nt
Organism: Cyprinodon variegatus (sheepshead minnow)
Lineage: Eukaryota; Metazoa; Chordata; Actinopteri; Cyprinodontiformes; Cyprinodontidae
Product: gastrula zinc finger protein XlCGF57.1-like
Exons: 2
Coding region: 53-1585 (510 amino acids)
Cellular component (GO): nucleus
Source: RefSeq, a predicted model, not a curated record
UGGGCCUUUAUUUGCACCAUUUCACACCAGGAUUGUGAAAAUCCUGAUCGAGAUGAUGAAGGUUGAAGAAGGUGAUCCUGGAGGCUCAGUGUCCAACAUCCCUGCAGAUCAUCUCAGCUCAUCAGAGGAGCAGAAGGAAGACAGCAAAGAGCUCAUUCAUGAGAUGUUGGUGAUUAAAGUGGUCCCUGAUGACUGGAGCCCCAGUUUGGACCAGCAGGACCCAGAACUUCCCCACAUAAAGGAGGAAAAGGAGGAAAUGUGCAUUAGUCAGUUGGGAGAGCAGCUUCCUGUGAAGAGUGAAAAUGAAGAAAUACUUCAGGUAUUGAAGGCACAGGAAAUCAAAACUGAAGACAACAAAAAGACUGAGGCUCCAAUCAGCAGCUUGGCUAAAUAUAUAAUAACACAACAUGAUGGAGGGACCCGUGGAGUACCAGAACCAGACAAAAACUCUGAUCCAGUGUUUUCUUCUCAACUUGAUAAAAUAAAAGCUCAAAAAAAUGGAAAACCAUCCAAGCUGUGUUCCACUGGUUCAGCUCAUAGUGGAGUCAGUGCAGGAGAGAGACCUUUUGAUUGCAAUGUCUGCGGCAAAAGAUUCAAACGCAAGUCCCACGUCAAGCUACACCUGCUGACACACACUGCGAAUAGAGAACAUACCUGCGAUGUUUGUGGAAAAGGAUUCAGAGAAAAGAGUUCUCUGCAGACGCACAUGAGACGACACACCGGAGAGAAACCAUUUGCCUGUGACAGUUGUGGCAAAAGGUUUCAUGCUAAGAAGUUUCUCAGUACUCAUAUGAAGGUCCAUUCAGAAGAGAAACCUUUCUCCUGUGAAGUCUGUGGCACAAAAUUUAGAGUAAAAGAGAGUCUUAAAAAUCACAUGUGGAUUCACACCACAGAGAAACCGUUUGUUUGUAGUUUUUGCAGUAAAGGGUUUUCACAAAAAGAGAGUUUAAAAAGUCAUUUGCGUGUUCACACAGGAGAAAAACCUUUCAUUUGUUCUCUUUGUAAUAAGGGAUUUUCACGACAACAAAGUCUAAAGAGUCACAUGAAUGUUCAUACAAGAGAGAAACCUUUUAUAUGCAGCGUUUGUGGUAAAGGAUUUUCACAAAAAGAGAGCCUGAAAACUCACAUGCGUGUUCACACGGGAGAGAAACCGUUUAUUUGUAGCGUUUGCAGCCAAGCAUUUUCACUGAAAGACAGUCUGAAGACUCAUAUGCGUGUUCACACAGGCGAGAAACCGUUCGUUUGUGACGUCUGCAGUAAAAGGUUUUCACAGAAAGAGAGUCUAAAAAGUCACAUCCGGGUUCACACAGGGGAAAAGCCGUUUACCUGUGCUAUUUGUAGUAAAUGUUUUUCCCACUCUGGAGGCCUGAAAACACACAUGGCCGUCCACAGCGCACAGUUUAGCUGUAGAGAAUGUGGCAAAUGUUUCGUAAAGGAAAUCCAGUUGGAGCGACACCUCAGGCUCCACUCAGAGGAGAGACCGUUUGGUUGUGACGUCUGUAAGAACAGGUUUAAACACAGGUGUCACCUUGAAAGUCACAUGAAACUCCAUUUAGGAGAGAAACCUUCUAGUGUUUCCCGGUGAAGCAUUUUUCCUAGAAGAAAUUCUGCAGAAACAGAAAAAUGCUCAUCAGGGAACCAGCUAAUGAUUAUAACAGAAAGAGCACAUCCUCUCACCAAUGGGCUGAUAAUGUCUUCACUUCAUAAAUGACAGUAAGCAGGCGAGUUCACCAAUGUGAUUAAGGCGUUCAUGAUCGUUCCAUCCUUUUAUUGUAACGCUGCACACAAAGUUCUUCUUAAUACCUUCUGCCUUCCUUUGCUUUUGUCUGGUUGAGAUAGUGACACUCAACAGAUGUUGGACUUUUAAAGGAAAAGUCGCUCAUAUUCAGAAUUCAAACUUCAAAAAGUAAUUUAAAUCUGAAAUGAUUCCAUCCUGUUCAA